Molecule: messenger RNA, 2618 nt
Organism: Blepharisma stoltei
Lineage: Eukaryota; Ciliophora; Heterotrichea; Heterotrichida; Blepharismidae
Source: the annotation of a GenBank genome assembly
AUGGCAACCUUUCCAUCUCCUAUAUCAAAAUGCCAUGCCAUUCUUACUUCAUGUUUAAUCUUUCUUCUUUAUGUGCUUGCCUCCCUCCUUUUGUGUCCCCAAACUACCAGAAUAGUCCCAGAACUCGAUACUCAAAUAGAAAAUGCAUACAUUAGUAAUCACGUCACUCUAUCAAAUAAAAAUUUUAAAAAAGCUUUUACUCCAAAGCCUUUUUCCAUCAAUGAUACAGAUCAAAUGCUUAUGAUGAAACAAAUAAUACCUGCAAUUCCAGCUUCUUUUGGGUACACAAUAGAGGAAGCUGAAAUUCUCUUUCCGAAGUAUGAAUAUCCUAGAUGUGAUACUUUAUAUGAGGACAGGAACAAAGAUAUUGAACUCGUUUUUACCAUGAGAAGCUCACUGUAAUUCCCGAAGGAAUACAUCUACCAGUAGUCCCAUCAUUGCCUGCUCAAUAGCUGUGCAAGACGUUAAAAAGGAUGCUCCUUCCGGAAAAGUACUCCCUGGUAGUUGGAUGAGUUGUGUCACCGUGCCGCAAGCCAACAAAGGGUUAAAUUCAAAAUAGUGAAUUCCUGGUCGACAAGGCCAAAAUGUUAAUUCAAAGCUCAGGAGAUUACUCAUGGUUUCAAGCUGGAAAAAGUCCUGAUUGGCCAGGAAAAAUACACUGGCACUGUUUUCAACUCUCAGCUCAAUUCUUCUGAGGCAAAAAACUUGGCAUUGGAGUAAAGCAUUCAGCCGGCUAGCCCGACAUUGCGCUUCGCCAAAAAAGAAAAAUCUGGCUGGGUGCACAUUCCGAGCGCCAUCUUCCCUUCCUCACCCUGCGGAUACCAUCUACAGGAGUUAAGAGGGUGAGUUAAUCCUCCACGCAAUUUUAAAGCAUAUAAGAUAUUGAAGUCAAUCUUAGCAAUAAUAAAUUUGAAAUUAAGAAUUGUACUGGGGGAAAGUUCUUGGUUGGUCCACCGAAGCCAAAACUUUAUACGUCGCCAAAAUUAGGGAAAAAACACUGAAAUGUUAAAAAAUAUACAAAAAAGAACGCGAAAUUACAGCCACACACAGAAUUUAUUAUGGGACUAUGCAACCCUGAAAGUGACCAUUUUGAUACAUUUUUUACAACUCCUAGGUUUAAUGCACAAGCUUAUUCUAAUGCAAUAGACACAAUGAAAAGCUUUAAAACAGAAUCAAAACUUGAUAAAAAACCUCUCUUAAUCGCUACAAUAACUCUAGACAGUUUUUCAAGGCGGCAUUUUUUUAGAAAACUCCCAACAACAAUUUCAUAUCUAAAUUCUCUAGAAAUGAGUGCAGCUUGAAAAGUUUAUGAUUUUAAAUUCCAUAAUAUCAUUGGGGCAAGUACUUUAGAAAAUCAGUCAACUUUUUUGGGUAAUAAUUCAAUUGAGUCUUAUCCGUUAACAGACAGUAGACUAGGGAGACAUGCUUUAUGAAAAAAAUUACAACGGAUGGGUUUUAUGACUUUACUAGGGAUGGAAAUGUGCGCUUAUAAGCUAAAUACAUUUUUCGGGCCAUUUCCAGACGCUGAUCAUGUAGUUCAGCCUUUUUACUGUGCAGCUAAAGAUUUCGCAGGAUAUUCAUCAUCAAAAUUUAAAGCAAAAAAUAUCCGUUGCUUAGGUCCACAGAUGUCCCAUUGAUAUUUAAUGGACUAUUCCCUUCGGUUUGCAGAAAUGUAUAGCCAAACCAGCCUAUGGAUUUAUAAUCAUUUUACAGCGGCUCACGAAAUCACAGGCCAGCAUGCCCAAACAAUAGACGAAGACCUGACAUGAUAUUUAAAAAAACUCGCAAAAUUUGAAAAUACGCAUAAUGUUGUCUUUAUGAUUGUAGGAGACCAUGGGAUGAGGUAUGCUGGGUUUAAAAGUAAGCCAAACUCUAUGCAAGAGCAUAGGCUUCCUGUAUUCUUUUUGGCAGCUAAAAGAGAAUUAUUAGAUAGAAUCCCAAAUUCUUAUGACACUUUAGAGCACAACACAUAUAGACUGACCACAAAACCAGAUUUAAGGAGAACAGUCAUUUAUUUGGCUGGAGAACUAUACGGAAAAACCCUGAAUCCUGAUUCACGGUAUUUUAACUUAUUUAAUGAAAAAGUCCCAAAUAAUAGGACUUGCAAUGACGCUGGGAUCCCUCCUUGGCUUUGCAGCACUUAUUAUUUGAAAAAUAUAGACAUGCAGGCAUUAGAUAAAGCAGAAACAAAAUUUCUUCAGACAGUAGCUGAGGAAGUGAUAAAUACGAUCAAUUCAAAUUCUUAUUCAUCAAAAAUCCACGAUAAAGGAAUUUUGUGCAGAAAAGUUACAUUGAAAUUGAUAAAUAGUGCAUCUUCAACUGAAGCGGAAUCGAAUACAAUGAUAUAUAAAAUCCAAUUAGAAAUAAAUGAGUCAGAUGCCGUAUUUGAUGCUUGGACCUAUGUUUCUCCUUAUGAGACAAGUCUGUUGGAUUCUGAUAAGGCUUUACAUACUUUUCCUGUUAUCCAUAAAUCACAGAAAAUGAUAGGGAAAAUUAGCCAAAUUUAUCGAAUAGACUCAUAUGGAGGAAAAUGCGAAGACGCGUCACGCUCACUAGGAUUUAAUGCAGAAUUUUGCAUUUGUAAUAGCGAUCUUCUAGAAUUAUAUGAUAGUGAAUAA